AUGCGUCGUUUCAAAGACCGCCUCCUCUCUGAACUCCAAGAUGCCAUUCAGAAGCCAACCCAAACCGACUGCCCCCCACCGCCACCCUACUGGCAACCCGUCUUCUCCCCCUCCCUCGAAGUCUCCCAACACUUCAAGCACCAGCUAGGCGACCACGGUUGGGGCAACAACGAGCUCCAAAACUAUGUAGCCAGCCCCCAAAACUCCUUCCACCGAAACGGCAAGCUCGUCCUCCGCGCCAUCGCCGACUCCUCCGCCCCGCGCGACAAAUACACCAGCGCGCGCCUCACGAGCCACCAAACCCUCGGCCGGCAGCGCGGUUACCUGACCGCAACCAUCACGGCCCCCUGCGCGAGUGGGAUCUGGCCCGCGCUGUGGCUUUUGCCAAGCGAGCCGUUUAAGUGGCCGGAGGAUGGUGAGGUGGAUAUUUUCGAGAGCUGGAAUGGGGAUUAUAUGAAUCAUAGCUGUCUGCACUGGGGUCACUACAAUGGUCAGGAUCACGACAAGCACAGGGCGUGUGAGACGCGGAUGCCGCACAUGAGCCAUGCGGAGGGGUGUACGUUUGCGCUGGCGUGGGAGCAGCCGGAGGACGGGCAAGGGGGGAGGAUGGUGUGGUAUAUUGACGGGAGGGCGGUUAUGAAGGCGACGAUUCCGCAGGGGACGAGGAGGAUGGAGGAUUGGCAGGUUAUUAUUAAUGUUGCUAUGGGGGGAAAUGUUACGCAGGGACAGAUCCCAAGGGAUGGGAGUUAUGAGUUUGUUGUCCAUUCGAUUUCGCUGCAUGAGGAGCCGAGCGGGGGGUGGGCGAAGUUUGAGCGGGAUUGGCGCAGUGCAAAGGAGGGACAUACGAUGUAA
This is a messenger RNA of Coniosporium apollinis CBS 100218, 852 nucleotides long. RefSeq lists its product as uncharacterized. The record is from RefSeq and is a predicted model, not a curated record. Lineage: Eukaryota; Fungi; Ascomycota; Dothideomycetes. The transcript has a single exon. Gene Ontology annotation, molecular function: hydrolase activity, hydrolyzing O-glycosyl compounds. The coding region runs from base 1 to 852 and encodes 283 amino acids. Gene Ontology annotation, biological process: carbohydrate metabolic process.